AUGUUAUGCCGAGGCGCGACAACGCGCGUCCCAAUCAUACCAGGUAAACCCCGACCCCGACUCGGACGCCGAGGUCGAUCUGAAUAUCCAGAGGCCCGGCCUGAAUCUCUUCCGCUCAUGGCGGCUUCGAGGAAUGGGUAUGUGGAUAUGGUUCGCUUUUUGAUUCGGCGGGAUUGGGGAUUGGUUUAUUUGUUGGAUGGGGUUGGAUUUUCGGCGCUCUGUUAUGCGGUUCAGUUUGGGGUUGUGGAUGUUGUGGGGGUUUUGUUGGGGGUUGAUGAGGUGGAUGAGGAUGGGUCUAGUGUGGCUCGGAUUAUUCAGAGGGGGAAUGCGUUGGAAUGGGGGAGGGUUGAGAUUUUGAAGAUGUUGUUGGAGGAUGGACGGAGUGGAUUCGAUAAGGAUAGUCUUCUGGCUGCGGUUUUGGGGGGUGAGGUUGAGUGUGUUAGGGCUUGUUUGGAGAUUGAUACCGUUGGAGAAGGGGCGGAUGAUGCGUAUCAUGUUUUCAGGGAGGAUGAGUUGGCGGAGGCUUGUGAUAGGGGUUAUGAAGAUAUUGUUCUUCUGAUACUGGAGUUUGCGGCGAGGAGUGGUCAUGAGGGUAUCGUGAGAAUCUUGCUUGCUAGGGACGAUGUUGAUCCUGAGAAGCCGUCCAAGUCUGGCCGUACGCCGUUUUGUUGGGCUGCAGUAAAGGGACAUGUCGGGGUGAUGAAGCUUCUGCUGGAGACCGGGAAGAUCGAUGUUAAUUCGCGAACGGAUGAUUUGACAACGCCGCUGUCUUGUGCUGCUGCUGCUGGGGAAGAAGCUUCUGUGCGACUUUUGCUCUCGCUUGAUGAGGUCGAAGUCGAAUCGAGGGAUAUCUAUGGCCGGACGGCGACUUUUUUGGCUGCGGCGAAAGGUGCUGUGGGUGCUGUGAGAGUGCUACUGGAGUCUAGAAGGGCGGACCCUGAAGCAAAAGAUCAGAUCCAUGGAUUUACUCCUCUGAUUGCUGCGAUUGAUCAGGGGCAAUUUGCUCAAAAGCCACGUUCUAGUUUCUUCGCCCAUGAGCUUGGUGGUACUCCCCUUCCCUCUGCCUGUCAGGAUAUUCUCAAUUUACUGCGUGACGCGGGUGUUCCUGUUUCUCCGGAUUGGAUGAAGACGGAGGAAAUGGGUCAUGAUUAUCCUGACAGUGAGAGGAAAUUCGUGGCCCGCGAUGCCCUAGAAGUGAUGAGAGUAUUUCUUGCAUGCCCGGACUCGGUGAACCCGAACACAUCGAGGGACGAUGGCAAAACGCCUUUGAUGCAUGCAAUAACCAGACGUCAGGUUGAUGCCGUGCAGUUACUGCUAUCUUCAAGCAGGAUCGAUGUCAAUGUUACGGAUAAGAAUGGUCAGACCGCGUUGGAAUAUGCGAAUGAGAUAUAUAGACCCGAUUCUCGACAUCUUCCGCGGCAUGAUAUCCGCUCGCCGAUAGGGCACCGGCCUGGGGUAAGCCGCCGACGGCACGCUCGGGCGGGUGAGCUGGAGUCACUGGAGUUGUUGUGA
Messenger RNA from Penicillium cosmopolitanum, 1512 nucleotides. RefSeq names its product ankyrin repeat domain-containing protein. The record is from RefSeq and is a predicted model, not a curated record. Gene Ontology annotation, molecular function: protein binding. NCBI's taxonomy places the organism in Eukaryota, Fungi, Ascomycota, Eurotiomycetes, Eurotiales, Aspergillaceae. The transcript is spliced from 3 exons. The coding region runs from base 1 to 1512 and encodes 503 amino acids.